Molecule: messenger RNA, 568 nt
Organism: Momordica charantia (bitter melon)
Lineage: Eukaryota; Viridiplantae; Streptophyta; Magnoliopsida; Cucurbitales; Cucurbitaceae
Source: RefSeq, a predicted model, not a curated record
AUGCAAGAACAAGGGAAGAACAUGGGUUUGUAUACAAGACGUACACAGAUGAAGAGCUUCGGUGAGAUUGAUUCCGGAGUGCUCUCAGGAAAGAGAAAAAAGGCUGGUAUUUCUGCUGAUGGAUUUUCUGGGGUUCCUGUUUUCCAGUCGAAAAGCUUGAUACUGAGGAGCCAAAACAAGAGCUACCGUCCUGCAUUUUUCAGAAAGGAGGAUUUAGAAAAAUCUCUCCAAAGAGCAUCUCGAGAACAAAAUCAAGUGAAUCCUGCCUUCCGACCGGGCGAUAUCCAGGUUGCUGGUUUUGAAGAAGUAAUAAAAGGAAUGAAGGAUAAUUCAAUUUCAACAUGGGAUGAUGUAGUCUUCAUUCCACCUGGAUUUGAUGUUUCAACUGACCCCAAAAAGCAACAACAAUAGGCAUUGAGACAGUAGCUGUUAAAUUUGUCUCAUCAUAUAAAGCUUAUAGGGAGGCAGUAGGUUACUUGAGGAUCCAGACCUCGAACCUGCAGAGGAAGAAGACGAUCAAAAUCGCUACAAUUCUCCACAAUCUUGCUCCCAUGGCCACCGAUCGUCG